AUGCACGUAAGUUUUAAUGAAUAUCUUCACAAUGAAUAUCGUCGGUCGUUUAUUGAAAUUCACAACAGGUUCUGUGACAUGGUGAAAUAUGACAAAUUUAUUGGACCUGUGAUGCAAAAAGCGGGACUGUUCUGCCCACUACCGAUUGGAUUGGAGGUAAUACCAGAGCGAGCCAAGGUGGUGUAUGUAAAUGAAAAGUACUUCGAGAAUGUUACCGCCAACGUGAAAAGAUACAGCAGAACAAGUGCUUAUAGUUUCAAUAUUGAGAUGACAUUGAAGAAGUCAUGGAGCAAUAAUGUGACGAUUCACGUUAUUUUUAAUGAGUAUCUCCACAACGAGUACCGCCGUUCCUUCAUAGAGAUUCAUCACAAAUUCUGCGAUUUGGUCGAAUAUGACAAACUCAUCGGACCUAUGGUACAUCGCAUCGGAUUAUUCUGUCCAUUGCCGGUUGGCACACUGCGAGUGACAAACUAUACCUUCCCCAUGGACAAUUUUCCUAACGUGUUUCCAUUUGAAAAAUGUCGUAUUGACUCUGAAUUAAAAGUCACAGCUACAAAUGAAUCCAUGCUCUUAAUGUUUAAUUCAGAACUCGGUGGCAGUAUAUUACGACUCGUACCUACCGCUUCCUUCUUCUCAACUUUCACUACCAAAGCGGAUCAGGCUUUUACGUUCGUAUUCCAAUCAAUGGCUUCGUUCUCGUUGAAGAGUUUCGCUGAAAGAAGCCAAUAUGUCCCAGCGCUUAUCACUAAAGAAAUUACCCUUGACAGUAACAGACUACUGCAGCCUCGUGUAAAUAUCAAUGAAAAUACAAGUCCUUGA
Molecule: messenger RNA, 819 nt
Organism: Danaus chrysippus (African queen)
Lineage: Eukaryota; Metazoa; Arthropoda; Insecta; Lepidoptera; Nymphalidae
Source: the annotation of a GenBank genome assembly